ACUGAAGUGAUGAAAAGCCCAUUGAUUCAUUUAAGCGGACGCAGUGAAGAGGGAUGCAGCCACGUUAACGUCUUUCUUUUAAAACAGCGACUGGAACAACCACGGCUCAAAAACAUAUUUACUUUAAAAUCAACACAUCUAUCGACAAGAAACAUUAUGAUCAACACAGAAGCAAGUGCUGCACUUCUGGAUUCAGCAUGUGUGCUCAAUUGGGUCAGGCAGGGGGCUCCAGGGCCUCUGUGGUGCUCCUGAUGCCCCUCAACCACAAGGAUGAUCACAUCUGGACAAGGGACAGGGAAGGAGGAGACUCAAGAUGUAGUCCUUCACAAGGGUGGGAAGUUAACUGUGAAACAGGUGACCUCGCUGGACAGCAGAUCAUCUAUUCUACACUUUCAGUAUAAGCUAAACAAUCAGUUAUCAUGGAGCAUGCGGUCGGUACUCUCUGGCCACAGCCUUUUUGUUGGUAUACCAGAUGGAGAACUCCUUAAAGGCACCAAAGAAGGACUCACCAGUGUCUUGGAGUUUGCAGAAGAGAAACUGAAGAUCAGUCACGUCUUUGUGUUGUUUGCGAAGAGCAGGCCAGACGCAUUACUCCUUACAAGAACAUUCUUCUGUUUGGGAUUUGAGCUUGUGACACCAGAUCAUCUAUUAGCAUCCAUUGGAGGAGAUUUCCGUGUUAUGGUCUACCCAAUACAACAAAUUCACUCCUCAGAAGAAUAACACACAUUUCUAUAGACUGUUGUAAAGUGCAUAAAAAUAAAACUGGCCAAACAAAAAAAUAAAAUCAAAAGAAACAUA
Molecule: messenger RNA, 798 nt
Organism: Triplophysa dalaica
Lineage: Eukaryota; Metazoa; Chordata; Actinopteri; Cypriniformes; Nemacheilidae
Gene: oaz2b
Product: ornithine decarboxylase antizyme 2b
Biological process (GO): positive regulation of protein catabolic process
Cellular component (GO): nucleus; cytoplasm
Molecular function (GO): ornithine decarboxylase inhibitor activity
Source: RefSeq, a predicted model, not a curated record